GAUCUUAAUUUAUGUGAAACUGUUUACCUUAGCCCAAAACUUCACUGUUUUGGUUUCUUUAGGAUUGAGCUGCCUUCUACCUGCAGUCUUCACCCACUGAAAGUGCAGAGCUUGAGCAGCAGCAGCAGCAGAGAGAGAGAGAUGGUGAAAGUGUCCCUGCACAAUUGAAAGUAAAGUGAGAUAUGGCCAUGGAAUUUGUAUCAUCCAUCUUAGUAGAAAUUGGAAAAUGCUUGCUGGGACCAGUGUUCGAAGCSGUUGGGCAGCGUGUUAAUAAUGUGGUUAAGGUGAAGGAAAACAUUGAGMAGCUCAGGAAGCAAGUCCGUGAACUGGAGAAAACGAAAGAAUCCGUUGAAAAGUUGAUAAAGAAAGCAGAGAGGAAGGGAGAAGACAUCAAGGAUAAUGUUACGAAAUGGCUUGAAGAUGUGAUGUCUAUUAUAGAUGAAACAAAUAGUUUCAUUGAUAAUGAAAUUAAGGAGAAUGGCAGUUGCUUCAAGGGCUUGUAUCCUAACUGUGGCUCACGCUACCAAUUAAGUAAGAAAGCAGGGGAGAAGAUGAAACGCAUUAAAGAGCUUCAAGAAGGUGGCAGGUUUGAUGUUGUAUCUGAUCCAGCUCCUCCUCUUGGUAUAGAAUUCAUGUGUGAUAGAGAUUUUCAGAUGUUUAAGUCCAGAGAGUCAGCAAUAAAGGAAAUCAGAGAGGCACUGAAAGAUGAAAAUGUCCAUGUCAUUGGGAUUUAUGGGAUGGGUGGUGUGGGAAAAACAACUCUGGUGACGGAAAUUGGCAAACAAGUGGAGAAGGAGAAGCUUUUUGACAAGGUCGUGAUGGCUGUGGUGUCCCAAGAUCCAUACUUGAAACAGAUUCAAGGUGAGAUUGCAAGGAUGUUACCCUUAGAAUUUGAAGAAAAAGAAAAUGUACUGGAAAGAGCACAGAAGCUAUCGAGAAAGUUGCAAAAGGAGAAGAGUAUUCUUAUUAUCUUAGAUGAUAUGUGGAAAAACUUAGAUUUGAAGCAAUUGGGGAUCCUUUUGGAUUUGGAUGACAACAAACAGAGGGAGAGGAGGGGGUGCUGCAAAAUCCUACUCACAACCCGAAGCAAAGAUGUAUGCGAUGUGAUGGUGGAGAGGAACGCAAUUAUUCGGCUUGACAUCUUAUCAGAAGAGGAAGCUUGGGGUUUGUUUAAAAGGAAAGUGGGUGAUGGGGUGGAACAGGGAGAUUUUCAUAAUGUGGCAAGGGAGGUGGUUAAGGAGUGCAAGGGUUUGCCUGUAGCAAUUGUAACAGUUGCUGGAGCACUAAGACACAAGAAAGAUUUACAAGAAUGGAAGGAUGCAUUGGAGGGACUUAAAAGGGUUGAACCUCAGUCUGUGCAGGGAAUGGACCAACAAGUGUACACAUGUGUGAGAUGGAGUUUCGAUUAUCUGGACGAUGUGGAAACCCAACGCUUCUUCUUGUAUUGUUGUCUGUUUCCUGAGGAUUAUGAGAUUGAAAUAGAGGAAAUGAUGUGGUAUUGUUUUGGAGCGGGAGUAUUUGAAAAUGUUGAAACAAUUGAAGAUGCAAGACGCAAAACCCGUAGGAUUGUGAAUAAGCUCAAAGCGUCUUCUCUGUUGUUGCAAGGAGAGAGCCAGGAUUUCAUCAAAAUGCAUGAUAUAGUUCGUGAUGUGGCCAUCUCAAUCGUAUCACGGCGUGUUGCUGUUGGUAAUAGAUCUCAUCAUGAUGAACUAUUCAUGGUCAGAGCUGGUAAAGGACUGACGGAGUGGCCAAGAAUGGAAUCCGGCAUUAUCAAAGCUGCAGCAGGUUACACAGCCAUCUCGUUGAUGAAUAAUGAUAUACAAAAGCUGCCUGCAGCUGAUGGAUUAUUGGAAUCAUCAUCUUCAGGGCGGCUAAGGACUUUGUUGUUGCAAAAGUAUUUCAGAAGUAGUUCAAAAUUGGAAAUUCCAAAUACUUUCUUUGGAGGGGUGAUCAAAUCACUUACAACACUGGAUCUGAGUAAUAAUAUCAUUGGUCCCAGCAACCUAUCAUCGAUCCAGUGCUUGACAAAUCUCCUUACGUUAAAUCUACAAGGAUGCAGGGGGUUACAACAAGAGAUAUCUGUACUUGGAUCUUUGAACCAACUUGUGAUUCUCCGACUAAAUAGAUGUAAUCUGGAAAGGUUGCCGCCGGAUAUGGCACGGUUAACCAAUCUAAGGGUGCUGGAUUUAUCAGACAAUAAAGGUCUGAUUAUACCACCCAAUGUGAUAUCAAGCUGGUCCCAUCUGGAAGAACUAUACCUGUUUGGGAGCUUUUGCGAGUGGGAGCAGGUUCAAGGAAUCAGAACGGGAGAAGAGCAGAGAGCAGCAGCUAGUUUGGCAGAGUUGAAAUCAUUGCAUGGCCUCACCACUCUAGAGGUAAUGGUAGAGGUAAAAAAUUCUUCCAAAAGUUUGCGAGAUGGUUUUGUUUUCCAAGACCUGAAAAGAUUUUUUAUAGUGAUGCAUGGUGAUGAUGGUACUAUGAAUUAUGAUUUUGAUUGGAUGACUGGCAUUUCAGAUUAUUAUAGAACAAACAGCCCAGUAAAUUGGUUAGGUUUCAAAAACCUGCCAGCCCAAACAAUCAAAGUUGUAUGUUCCAAUCAAUUACAAAGAAUACAAGUAUUGCAAUUGUAUGAUUGCAACGGUGUAAGAAGUAUGGAGGAAUUAGAUGAUAAGAUGGGGUUUAAUUGUUUGGAGUCUCUUAGUAUAUGCGGAUGCAAUGAGGUGGAAUAUCUCUGGCCCACUCAUCCCAUUUCGGUCCUUGCAAAAUCUUCACAGCUGGCUGUCUUCACUAAUUUGGAGAAAUUACAUAUUGAAUCCAUGCAAGUCCUGAGAGGAAUAAUCUGUCCUGCAGCUGACCAGUCCUUGGCCAAACUUAAAUAUUUAUAUGUGCGUAGAUGCCCUGGGUUACUCAAUAUUGUCACCCCCAACUUACACCAGAGCUUGCAAAAGUUAGAAACGCUUGAGGUAAAAGAGUGUAUGAAUAUGGAGGUGAUAUUCCAGUUUGAUCAAGGGCUCCUUUCUGAUGAUCGUCAUCAAGGUCAAGCUGAAGCAGUUCCAAUUGUGCUGAGUUAUGGUUUAUUAAAUUAUUUGAAAUUGAGAUCACUACCGAAAUUAACAAGCAUAUGGAAUGGCUCCCCUCAGCUUCUCAUGAAUUUUCCUGCCCUAAAUACCCUUGACCUGGAUGGUUGCCAAAGUUUGAGAAGCAUCUUUUCAUGCCCAAGUUUAAAAUGCCUU
Molecule: messenger RNA, 3233 nt
Organism: Nelumbo nucifera (sacred lotus)
Lineage: Eukaryota; Viridiplantae; Streptophyta; Magnoliopsida; Proteales; Nelumbonaceae
Source: RefSeq, a predicted model, not a curated record